ACUAUAUAAAGGCACAUGAAUGUUUAUGCGAGAAAAAAUAUACAAAUAGAGAAUUGUUAUCUGAAACAGAGCUUAAAAGAACAUGCAUAAGUUAAAUAUCGUUACGCUAGUGAAGAAAAAUUUACGCAGUUCAGUAACUACACGGCUGAGAAACAUUUCCGAUCAACCCGAGAGGAGUGCUCCCCGAUACAGCCUACGAUACAUGCGUGAACAAGACAUUCCCCAAGUAAAGGAAUUGAGAAGAGUUAACGGAUUUUACGAUGCAGCUUCGUGCUACAAAAUCCUCCUGAAAAUUGAUCCAAAGUGCUUUAUGGUAGCAGAAGAUGAAAAGGGAAAGAUCAUUUCAACUAUAUGCCUUAAGAAAAUUACAAAUGACACCUAUUUCGCUUGUUUCCAUGUAACGCAUGAAAAUUACAGAUUGCAGGGCAUCGCACGCCAGAUUAUCAAACACUCAUUCGAUAGUCAUCCCAACUGCAACAUCGUUGGAAAUUCAGACAUUGGACUGUUGAAAAGGAAUCUGAAAUUGCCUUUUCAUCCGCAAAAUGAUUUUCUUAACAUAGAAUACGAAUAUGACACAGUCAUUGAUUACAAUUUACUCUCUUCAGAAGUUCCUCAAAAUGUAUACCUUCACGAGUAUCAAGAUUCGUACUUAGGAGCCAUCUUGGAUUAUGACAGGUCAGUGGUGGGCUACGAACGAGAGCAACUCGUCGUCUCCAACUGCCGAGACAAAGACAGUCGAUCGUUUGUCGCCACAAAAGGAGGCACCUGUGUCGGCUACGGUACCGCCAAACAAACGAUUCAAGGUUGCGCAAAAAUUGGACCAUUGUAUGCAGAAAGUCCUGUCAUAGCUGAGGCUAUUCUAAAGAACUUGCUUGUGUCGUUCGAUGUAAAAAAGGGCUUAGCAGCGCAAACAUUUAGCACAAAUUUUUACGCCAAUGUGAUUUUCGGAGCCAUUGGAACAACUCGAAAAAAUAUGUUGCCGAGUUAUAGGAUGUAUUCUAAAAGGAAAUUGAUGAAUGAGACUAAAAACAUUUACGCAGUAUUUGAUGGGGAGUAUGAGCCAUUCUAAAAAAUUUCAAAUAUCGAUACUUAGAUUUUCUUUUACAAUCUUAGGUAUUAUCAUUAUGGAAUCAUUUUGUGACUGAUACCAAGGUUAUUGUCAUGGCAUUCUAUUAAAUGUGAGAUUUUCAGCUCAUAGUAAGAAUCGUCAGCUUUUUUUUAAAGCAUUAAUACUG
Parasteatoda tepidariorum (common house spider) is the source of this 1235-nucleotide messenger RNA. NCBI's taxonomy places the organism in Eukaryota, Metazoa, Arthropoda, Arachnida, Araneae, Theridiidae. The record is from RefSeq and is a predicted model, not a curated record.